Messenger RNA from Monoraphidium neglectum, 903 nucleotides. RefSeq names its product ATP-dependent DNA helicase Q4. Gene Ontology annotation, molecular function: 3'-5' DNA helicase activity; ATP binding; nucleic acid binding. Gene Ontology annotation, biological process: double-strand break repair via homologous recombination. NCBI's taxonomy places the organism in Eukaryota, Viridiplantae, Chlorophyta, Chlorophyceae, Sphaeropleales, Selenastraceae. The record is from RefSeq and is a predicted model, not a curated record. The transcript is spliced from 4 exons. Gene Ontology annotation, cellular component: cytoplasm; chromosome. Bases 1 to 903 code for a protein of 300 amino acids.
AUGGGCCUGCCAUCGGGCGCGCCGCUGGAGGACCCGUCGUCCCUCGGCGACGGCCAGCUGACUGCGCUGCUGAAGGCCGUGUUUGGCCACACCGCGUUCAGGGGCCGCCAGCUGGAGCUGGUGCGGGCGGUGCUGGCGGGGCGGUCGUCGCUGGGCGUGCUGCCGACCGGGGCCGGCAAGAGCCUGACGUACCAGCUGCCCGCGCUGCUGCUGGACGGCCUGGUGGUGGUGGUGUCGCCGCUGCUGGCCCUCAUGCGCGACCAGCUGGAGCGCCUGCCCCCCGGCCUGCCGGGCGCGAUGCUGCAGGGCAGCAUGACCCGCCAGCAGGUCGAUGACGUCAUGGCCCGCGCGGCUUCCGGGCAGCUGCGCCUGCUGUUCGUCGGCCCAGAGAAGCUGGCAAGCGGCGCCGUGCUGGGCGCGCUGAGGGCGCUGCCGGCGCUGCCGUUGGUGUGCGUUGAUGAGGCGCACUGCGUGGCGGAGUGGGGGCACGGCUUCAGGCCCGCGUACUUCAGGCUGGGCCACCUGCUGCAGCGCGUGCUGCGGCCGCGCUGCGUCCUGGCGCUCACCGCCACCGCCACCGCGCCCACGCGCGAGUGCAUCUGCCGCCUGCUGGCGGUGCCGCCGCAGCACGUGCUGCUGGACGCGCCCAUGAGGGACAACCUGAGGCUGAGGGUGGAGCACGUCAACGGCGGCAGCAGGGGAGGGGAGAUCGCGUCACGCGUAGUCACCCUCGUCACACGCGGCGAGCUGGCGGGGGCCACCAGCGUGGUGGUGUACUGCGGCUUCAAGGCGGCCGCUGACGCGCUCGCCGCACAGCUGACGCGCAGCGGCGUCGACGCGGCCGCGUACCACGCGGGCAAGAACCUCGCGCAGCGGGAGGCGGUGCAGGUGCGCAGCGGCUGA